GAAUCGAUCCACUAAAGCAUGGCUGAACCGUGUUCCUUCGAGUCAAACGCCGACCCAGCUGAUCAAGACGAGCUGCAGUAUUGUGUCGCCAAUUUCAAUCACCUCUGCAGACUAUGUCUGUCCAACGAUCGGCUUGUGUCCAUCUUUUCCAACGUACAGGGUCGAAAUGUGUACUAUGUCCGGCACUACGUGAAAUUUGCACUAGAUCUGCUAGCUAUCAAGAUCAACAAGCACGAUACCAUGCCAAACUUUCUCUGCGAGCGCUGUGAACGCAACCUCUACAUCAUCGCAAAGUUUAAAAAGAAAUGUGACGAUUCGUUACGUAUUCUACGCUGUGUGAGCGGCAGCAUCAAAGCAGCCAACAAGGUAGAGGAUUCCAUGGUUACGGAUACUACCGGUCGGAAUAGGCAGAGGAAACGGAAAUACAUGAAGACCAAAUCACCGGCAGCGCAACAACAGGAGUAUAUUGACAUUUUACAAAAGUUACCUCAAGGGAUAAACGUGGCAAAAAUAAAAAAGGACUCAACCAUCGAUGUCGUGAAGGAAGACAAAAAGAACAAUCAGGCAUCCAAUGAACCAGCCUGUAAUAAACAGUUCCACAGCUCUAUAGAAGUGCACGUGUUGAAGGAGGAAGUUCUGCCGGAAAGCGAAGAGCAACAGGAGCAGCACCUUAUCGAAAGGCCUUUCGAUGACCUUGGCGAUAGUGAUUUGGGCGAAUUCGAACAGGAUGAUAACUGGGUUCCUAUGGUACCCGGUGACACGGGGACCUAUCGUCAGGAAUCCAGUGCCUACCACGAAGAUCAAACGAUAGCACUCGAAGAAGAAGAGGUAGUAGAACGCGACUAUGAAGAAGUCAAACUUGAAUGGGAACAAUGUGAGCCAACGCGAAAGUACAGUACCCGCCGGACCACCCGAGAGCGGGAAGAGGCGGAAGGCGUGAAGGCAUCAAAAGCAAAGAUCGUCUGUUCGGUGUGUGGGUCAAUGGUGAACAACAUCAAAACGCACAUGGCCAUCCACAGUGAGGUGCGACCACAUCAGUGCGAGCAGUGCCCGAAAAGUUUCACGUCGCGUCACAAACUACAAUCGCACACGAACAGCGUGCACUUGCGGAGGCGCGACUUUAAGUGUGAGGUGUGUGGAAAGGCGUUCCUGGAGAAGAACAAUCUGAAGGGCCACUUGCGUAUCCACAUUGGUGAACGGAAAUACCGUUGCGACCUGUGUCCGAAGACGUUUCUGUUCGCAGGAACGCUCCGAUGCCACAAGCUGACACAUACCCAAGAGAAAACGCACGCCUGUCAGGUCUGCGGGAAGCUGUUCCUGAUGCGUACCACGCUCAACAAGCAUCUACGCGUGCACAAUGAUGAGCGGCCGCACCGGUGCGAUGUUUGUGAUAAACGAUUUCGUACGGCCACGCACAAGGUCGUGCACAUGCGAACCCACACCGGCGAGAAACCCCUGGUAUGUCGAAUCUGUGGGAUGGGGUUUGCCCAGCACAAGGCUCGUAGUGUGCACAUGAAAACGAAACACCUCGACCAGCUGAUGGCACUGAAUUUGAUCGACGAGAAGGGCCACUUAAAGGUUUAGGAAAUUUUUUAAAAGUCUUAGGUUUAACAUAGAUCUCCUCAAGUAGUGUUACAAAGCUGCACGCACAAAGCGGAGACGAUGUCACAUAAUGCAAACACCAAAAUAGCAAGCACUAAUUACUGAUUACCUGAAAUUGAUACUUUUUUAUGAUGACUUGAUCCAUGUUGGAUGC
Molecule: messenger RNA, 1756 nt
Organism: Anopheles bellator
Lineage: Eukaryota; Metazoa; Arthropoda; Insecta; Diptera; Culicidae
Product: zinc finger protein 691-like
Exons: 3
Coding region: 19-1584 (521 amino acids)
Biological process (GO): regulation of DNA-templated transcription
Cellular component (GO): nucleus
Molecular function (GO): DNA-binding transcription factor activity, RNA polymerase II-specific; RNA polymerase II cis-regulatory region sequence-specific DNA binding; zinc ion binding
Source: RefSeq, a predicted model, not a curated record